AUGAGUUGGAUAACAAGAGUGGUGUUGACAGUUUUUCUGCUCGUGGUAACCCCGGCACCUGUUGCGCCCAGUACCACGACAGGACCGCCCAUAUGCAAACAUUCGUUUGUUAACUUAGGAGGGUCUUGCUACAAAGGUGUUAAAGUUGCAGCAACGUGGCCAGAGGCGCUGGCGUACUGUGAGGUGUUUGGAGCAGAGCUAGCAAUCAUCACUUCCCAAGAAGAACAGACCGCUAUAGAAGGAUAUCUCGGCUCUUUAAAUGAUCCUGAGUAUGGUAGUGACAAAUACCAUCAGUACUGGUUCGGAGCAAAUGAUAUAAUAACUGAGGGGGACUGGAAGUGGGCAGUUACGGCAAAGUCUCUCAACUAUACCAACUGGCACAAUGGUCAUCCGGACAAUGGCGGUGACGACAGCGACUAUGACGAAGAACACUGCGCGGAAAUGUCGCAGAAAAAUAACUGGCAGUGGAAUGACAACGGAUGUGAGGAGGAGAAGCAUUUCCUUUGUGAAAAGAAAAUGCUCAAUACCACACUAAUUAACAGACAUGAGUGUAUCUUGUUGGAAAUGUUUUCAUCAUAA
Molecule: messenger RNA, 579 nt
Organism: Ylistrum balloti
Lineage: Eukaryota; Metazoa; Mollusca; Bivalvia; Pectinida; Pectinidae
Product: perlucin-like
Exons: 5
Coding region: 1-579 (192 amino acids)
Molecular function (GO): signaling receptor activity
Source: RefSeq, a predicted model, not a curated record